GACCACAACAACCUAAUCCGGAAAUCAGUCCAUCUCGACCCGGUUCAUGUCGACUUGGGCGAGGCCUGUUUCUAUCUGAAUUAUGGCGGAAGAUGAGUACAUUUGACGCGGAGUAGGCAAGGAUAACUCGAGGUAGUGACUAGCGAGGCUUUAAAAAUGAAUCCAGACACUCGUUCUUAACGAUGCCGGGGCUGAAUGGGUAGCUCGUAUGUGAACUUGCUAGUCGCUUGCUUGUCACCGACGUCUUUGUCCUGUAUUGCUGUUUAAGCAGUCAGUCAAAUAAAACAGCACCGCAAUAUAGCUACGUUGUUGUUGUGUCAUUUUCUAACGUGGCACACAUAUAGCGUCAUCAUCAAUGGAUGACAUGGUGUUUUCAAAAUAAAACAAAUACGCCGCGCAAAGUUAUUAUUGAUGGCGUCCUCCAAAGUCGACAUCGCCAGCAAUGAGAGCAAUUGUUCCAAAGACAACAAUGGCAGCCGUCUUUCCGCCGAAGCAGCAGACCAGACUUACUUUUGUGUCGAUGACCUGGUGAACGUCGCCACUGUGGGUGCCGAACAUCAGGGACGUGUUGCGACGAGAGAGUGUGUCGAUGAUAAGAUAUUAAGCCGAGUUGGUACAGGAACAUUUGGUCGCGUUUAUCUGGUUCGAGAGAAGAAGAGCAGGACCUUCUAUGCCCUGAAGCAGAUGAGGAUCCCUGACGUAAUCCGCCUAAAGCAGGAGCAGCAUGUCUUCAAUGAAAAAGCCGUGCUGAAAGAGGUCAACCACCCAUUCCUCAUCCGACUGUUUUGGACGCACCAUGACGAACGCUUCCUCUAUAUGUUGAUGGAUUACGUGCCUGGCGGGGAGCUCUUCAGCUACCUUCGCAACCGUGGCCGUUUCAUCAACACAACAGCUCUCUUCUACGCUUCUGAGAUUGUCUGUGCUAUUGAAUACCUGCACUCUAUAGACAUUGUCUACCGUGACCUAAAGCCAGAGAACAUCCUGCUGGACAGGGAGGGCCAUAUCCGUCUGACCGACUUCGGCUUUGCCAAGAAGCUUUCUGAGAGAACCUGGACACUCUGUGGCACUCCAGAGUAUCUAGCUCCAGAAGUCAUCCAAAGCAAAGGUCACGGUCGAGCAGUGGACUGGUGGGCUCUCGGGAUCCUCAUCUUUGAAAUGCUGGCAGGGUAUCCACCUUUCUUUGAUGACAAUCCUUUUGGAAUCUACCAAAAAAUCCUGGCAGGAAAACUGGACUUUCCACGUCAUCUAGAUUUCUAUGUCAAAGACAUCAUCAAGAAGUUUCUGGUGGUUGAUCGAGGAAGAAGACUUGGCAACAUGAAGAAUGGCACAGAAGAUGUGAAAAAGCAUCGAUGGUUCAAGGCUGUUGACUGGGAGACUGUUCCUCUGAGAAAAAUGAAGCCUCCAAUUGUUCCCAAAGUCUCCCAUGAUGGCGACACCACAAACUUUGAAGUGUACGCCAAUGACGAGUGGGAAACAGACUCUUCUGUUCCACCCAGAGACUUGGAAAUCUUCAAGAACUUCUGAUGACCCUCACUUUUCUCCAUUAGAAGUCAAAGUUGGUUAAAUGUCUUUAACUCGUUUUAACUCCAAAUGAUUAAUCUGCUCUUUUUUAUUUUUCAAUAUUGUUUUCUAAGCAGAAGAAAACUAAAGACUGUUACUUUCUAGCUCGAACAAAGACAAUCUUGUUUCAAAAAAAUGUUAUAUUAUGUCCUGUUUUGAUAUUUUUCUUUGUGACCUUUGAACCCUGUGACUGUUCUUGUAACAGUAUUCUGGCCAGAAGUGAGUAUUAUGAGGAAUACUACUUUAUGUAAGGGAGCAUAAGGUGCCUUAUGUUUUUGCUACAUAUUUGGAGAUUUUACUUGAAAUUGUGUUUUUUUUGUCACCUUGUAAUACAUUAUGGUAUGUGAAAAACAACAGUUUGCGGUUUUAUGGUGCUAUUGGCUCCUGUAACAUUUGUUUUUUACAUUAAAAUCUAUGUACAAGAAUGGAAA
This is a messenger RNA of Nerophis lumbriciformis (worm pipefish), 1991 nucleotides long. RefSeq names its product protein kinase X-linked (gene prkx). Gene Ontology annotation, biological process: protein phosphorylation. The record is from RefSeq and is a predicted model, not a curated record. NCBI's taxonomy places the organism in Eukaryota, Metazoa, Chordata, Actinopteri, Syngnathiformes, Syngnathidae. Gene Ontology annotation, cellular component: cytosol; cAMP-dependent protein kinase complex. Gene Ontology annotation, molecular function: ATP binding; cAMP-dependent protein kinase activity.